Cyphomyrmex costatus is the source of this 861-nucleotide messenger RNA. RefSeq lists its product as uncharacterized. The coding region runs from base 144 to 785 and encodes 213 amino acids. The transcript is spliced from 4 exons. NCBI's taxonomy places the organism in Eukaryota, Metazoa, Arthropoda, Insecta, Hymenoptera, Formicidae. The record is from RefSeq and is a predicted model, not a curated record.
UCUGUGAUGUGACCGCAUGGCGUGUUUUAUGUUUGUCUAGUUUACCGUGGUUAUAGUCGAGUAAAGUAGUGUGUUGGAUGAUAUGAUUGCAAGUGCAAUCGAUGAAGCAAAUUUAAAAGAGUCAACAUCAUAUUUCCUACAAAAUGGAUAGCGAAAAGAAACUAAAGCGUAAACGGAAACGGAAUGAAAAGGAAAAGACCGACGCUUCCAAGAACAAUAGUCAUAAAACUGACAAGACAUCUCAAGAAAAUAUUGUACAAAGUAAUCAAAAGAAGAAAAGAAAAAGAUUAUCGAAUGAAGCUAGUAAUGAUGCCACUACCAAUAUUGAUACUUCAAAAUCAGUAUUAUCUUCAAAGGAAGCUUCAGAUGAGAAUGUAAAGAUUACAAAAAGUCCAUCUAAAAGGCAGUUAAAAAAAGAAAAGGCUAUCCAAGCAGCUGUUAAAAAGAUGGAAUCUCGUAAAGCACAUGUCACGCAAAAGGCAUUAAAUUAUGUAUCCAUGUGGAAACAUUCUAGAAACGAAUGGAAGUUUGAGAAGCUUAAGCAGAUAUGGCUGAUGGAUAAUUUGUUGGAUGAGAAUUCCAUCUCUGACAAGCUUUUUCCUAUCGUUCUAGAGUACUUCGAAGGUUGUAAAGGCAUGGCACGCGAAGUGUUAUUACGUAAGGGAAUGGAAAUUAUAAGGAAAGCUGAGGAAGAAAUGGACGAAGAUAAAAAAAAUGAAAUUAUGCAGUCAACUACUUAUGAGAGAGCGAGACAACUUCUACAAACUUUACCGACCGACAAGUAGUUUCAAUUUUAAAUAAUUUUAAGCUAAAAAAACAGAUAAAAAAUUGUUGAGAAGAGCUAUCUUUAACAUAUCAGGU